AUGGCGUCAGAGGCGGCACCGGGUCACCUCGGCGCGCGAUGGACUCCUCCGGGAAGUGGCUCUGACGGGAACGCGCGAGGGAGUAGCGGUGGUAGCGGCGGAAGUACCGGUGGUGGUUUGCGUGUGAAUAACAGUCUGUGCAACGAGAAAGUGCCGUUCGACUAUUUCGGGUAUGACGUGUUCUAUGUGAUGAACGUGACUGACGUGGACGAUAAGAUCAUUGUAAGGGCCAGGCGGGAUUAUCUCAUCAGGCAGUACCUCCACGCCACGUCAGAUGCCGCCCAGGUGUUGGCAGACACACAAGCAGCACUGGCAGCAGCAGUGGAGAAGCAGAGGGGUGUGGUUGAGGGGUUGAAGAAGACAGCAGAGGGGGAGAGCAACGAGAAGAAGAAAGAGACGCUGCUGCAGCAGGCUGCACAGGAGGAGCUGAAACUGCAGCAGCUGGAAGGGGCGGCGAAGGCUGUCCUGGAGCGGCUGGGCCCGGCGUGUGUGGCGGCUGGUGGGCGGCGAGGCGUGUCUCUUCUGCUGGGGCGGCGGGCAGAGGAGGUGGAGGCGAAGGAGGGGGGUACUGUGAAAGAAGGGGAAGCUGUGGGUGAGGAGGCACGAACCAAUGGCACAGCAGGUGAUGGGUCAGCUGCAGCAGAAGCAGCAGAAGGUGACAGGAUAGCAGCAGAGGCAGCAGCAGAUGCACUGGCAGCGUCGUUGGAUGCGAAGCUGAAGGCGACUGUCACUGAUGUGUCCAUCUUCAGACGCCUGGCUGCCAAGUACGAAGUGGAGUUCUUUGAAGACAUGAAGGCGCUGGGAGUGCGGCCACCUCACGUGCUGACACGUGUCACAGAGUACAUAGACGCCAUUGUCAACUAUGUGGACACGAUAAUCAAGAAUGGCUGUGCGUAUGCCAUCAACGGGAGUGUCUACUUUGACACCAAGGCCUUCAAGGAGUCGGGACACAUGUAUGGGAAGCUCUGCCCGUGGUCCGUGGGCAGCGCUGAGCUGGCAGCGGAGAGCGAAUCAGACUUUGCCACGUCAGAGAAGCGCAACCGCAGCGACUUCGCCCUGUGGAAGGCCAGCAAGGCCGGGGAGCCAUCGUGGCCGUCGCCUUGGGGCGAUGGACGGCCAGGAUGGCACAUUGAGUGCUCAGCCAUGGCGUCAGAUAUCGUCGGAUUUCCCAUGGAUAUUCACUCAGGGGGAAUCGACCUGCGGUUCCCCCACCACGACAACGAGCUGGCACAGGCAGAGGCGUUUCACGGGUGUGGGCAGUGGGUGAACUACUUCCUGCACGCCGGCCACCUGCACAUCGAGGGCCUCAAGAUGUCCAAGUCGCUCAAGAACUUCAUCACCAUCCGCCAGGCUCUAGAGAAGUACAGCGCACGCCAGUUCAGAUUGCUCUUCCUGCUGCAGGCCUGGGACAAGCCAAUCAACUAUGGGGAGGGUGCGAUGGCAGAUGCGGUGGGGAGGGAGAAGCAGCUCAGAAACUUCUUCCAGACCGUUCAGGCUGAGAUUCGGGCAGCGGGCGAGCAGGGCGAGGAGGCGUGGAGCGAGUUGGAGAAGACUCUUAACGCUGCUGUGGCUACGGCACAGGCUGAGGUCCACGCUCGCCUGGAGGACAAUUUUGACACGGCAGGCGCCAUCGGAGCGCUCUUCGACCUCAUCUCAGCCACCAACGUGUACCUCAAAGACACAUCCGCCAAGAAACGCCGCCCACGGCCCCUCCUGCUGCAGUCUGCCGCCCAGUUUGUCUCCCGGAUCCUGCAAGUCUUUGGUCUGCUGGACUCGAGUCUGGAUUCGUUUGGCAUGACAGCAGGAGGCGCAGCAGCUGGAGCUCAGGGCGAGCAAUCCAAAGAGGCCAUCGUGCUGCCCUACAUUCAAGGCUUCUCAACUUUCCGUGACGAUGUUCGUUCAGCAGUGCGAAAAAACGCAACCAAGGACGAGCUGCUGUCGCUAACUGACAAAGUGAGGGACCAUGCAAUGGUGGACCUUGGGAUUCGCUGCGAGGACCGGGGCGGCGCGGGAGCAGAGGCAGCGGUGGUGAAGCUGGAUGAUCCCAAGGUGCUGCGCGCUGAGAGGGAUGAGCGGAUCGCCAAGGCUGCUGCUGAGGCAAGGAGAAAGCUGCAGACGAAACUGGCAGCCAAGGUGAAGGACCUGGACCGGUGGCAGUCGGCGUCUGUGCCUCCUGCGGACAUCUUCCGGAAGGCGGUUGACAAGUACAGUGCGUGGGAUGACAAGGGCGUGCCAACUUGCGACAAGGAUGGCAAAGAGCUGUCUGCCAAAGCUAAGAAGGCCGUGCCCACACAUGACAAGCAUGGCAAGGAGCUGUCCUCUAAAGCCAAGAAGGUGCGUGCUCCUUCUGCAGUCCUCCUCUGUGCAGGAGUUGUCGAAUGCAGACAGUACAGAGAGUGGGACGACAAGUGCACAUGCAAUCCCCCUCCCGCCCCACCCCAUGCCUCCUGCCAGGGAGUGGACAAGGAGCUGAAGAAGGCAGAGGAGUCGUUUGCCAAGUACCAGCAGACUAUUGCCGUCUUCCUUCCUUUUCCCAUCACCUUCUCUCUUGCCCACACUCACCCUCCCUGCCAGGGAGUGGACAAGGAGCUGAAGAAGGCAGAGGAGGCGUUUGCCAAGUACCAGCAGAAGAUGGGAGAGGACCCCGGGUUCCUGGAUUCGCUGCGAGAGGAGGUUGCCAGGCUGGAAGCUGAGCUGGCUAAGUGA
Closterium sp. Naga37s-1 is the source of this 2706-nucleotide messenger RNA. Lineage: Eukaryota; Viridiplantae; Streptophyta; Zygnematophyceae; Desmidiales; Closteriaceae. The record is from the annotation of a GenBank genome assembly.